GUUUCAUUUCUGUGGAACAGCUCCACCCCUCUGUCUCUUAUAGCUUGCAGUCCUCAGUGUAGGUUUCAUUUCUGUCUAAAGUCUCAUCAGUGCCAGAGCUCUGUGUGGACAUCAUGGUCUCUCCAACCAUAAUAACUGCUGCAGUCGGAGCAGCCGUCUCUGUGCUGGCGGCUCCAUUCAUGCUGUCCGCUGUCGGUUUCACCACCGGGGGCAUCGCUGCGGGGUCCACCGCAGCAUCAAUGAUGUCAUCAGCAGCCGUCGCUAACGGUGGCGGUGUGGCGUCUGGAAGCCUCGUUGCCAUCUUGCAGUCUUUUGGUGCGGCCGGCCUUACUAAAGCGGCCACAGCUGCCAUCGCAUCUGCUGGAGCUGCGGUCGGUGGAGUGGCCGGAGGAACGGCCGGAUGGGUGGUCAGGCUGUUCACAGGCUGAAACCUAGUUUUUAACAAGAAAACACUUGGAAAUAAAUGAAGUGCUUGCAUGUUGGCUGAAAUAAAGCAGAAUCAUGCAUCCUG
Molecule: messenger RNA, 511 nt
Organism: Hemibagrus wyckioides
Lineage: Eukaryota; Metazoa; Chordata; Actinopteri; Siluriformes; Bagridae
Product: interferon alpha-inducible protein 27-like protein 2A
Exons: 4
Coding region: 114-428 (104 amino acids)
Biological process (GO): apoptotic signaling pathway
Cellular component (GO): membrane; mitochondrion
Source: RefSeq, a predicted model, not a curated record